AUGUGGAGAUCAACCGUUCCUAAACUGAAACUUACAAACACAUGUCUCCUCAAGAGAAGUAUACCGCUUCAAGCAAGAUUCAUUGCAUCCACAUCUACGAUACCAACAAAUGAUAUCUCUAUUGAUAAACCACCCAUUGAAAAGAUAAGGAAUCAACCAGUAGAUGCACCCAUAGUGCCGAUUAAUAUCAAGGCAGUAUACCAUGCGCCAUUAAGGAAUCCAAUAAAAUACGGUGAUUUAGUCGCUGAGAUCCAAUUACGAUCCUAUGAUAAUGAAAAUCUCGAUUUUUAUUCGGAUUUCGCACUAAGGGUAGGUUUCUAUUUGGGGAUACCAUUGACGGGACCCAAACCAUUACCUACGAGAAGAGAACGUUGGACUGUCAUUAAAUCUCCCUUUGUUCAUGCCAAAUCAAAGGAAAAUUUUGAAAGACAUACUCAUAAGAGAAUAAUUAAAGUUUGGGAUACUAAUUCUGAAUUGAUUGAAAUGUGGAUCUCGUAUAUUACAAAACAUGCCAUGGCUGGGGUAGGUAUGAAAUGUACCGUGUUUCAAAGAUCACCAAUUGCAUCAAAGGAAGAUGCAACAAAUGGUGUAUCUUCUUCUGAUUCAUCCUCUGUUUUAAAAUCAAUCGUUAACCAGAAGGAUGAUGUUAAAUUAACGGAUAAUGACUUGGUUAAUGAGAAAAUUGUGGAAUUAUUGGGUAGAGAAGAAUUUAAGAAAUACAUAUAA
Messenger RNA from Naumovozyma castellii, 726 nucleotides. It is a transcript of the gene RSM10, whose product is annotated as mitochondrial 37S ribosomal protein uS10m. The record is from RefSeq and is a predicted model, not a curated record. The transcript has a single exon. Bases 1 to 726 code for a protein of 241 amino acids. Lineage: Eukaryota; Fungi; Ascomycota; Saccharomycetes; Saccharomycetales; Saccharomycetaceae.